CAUACACAUAAAGCUUUCAGUCCUUUCUGUGCUGAACACAAGACGAGUGCGCAAUAAUGGAGGUCUCUAUCAGAGGCAUUGUUAAAUAUCUUAUGUGUAUUGUGUUCAUUGCAAAUCGGUGUGCAGCAGAUUUUGCAGAUUUUAGUGACAUACUCGAUAUAGAUUCAACGAUAUUGGAGUCCAAGCGAAUUGCGAGGGAACCUCCAAAAUACGAAGGAAACUCGUGGAUAUGGCAGGAUUACGAGUUCGGUAGUGGAGUAGGAAAUCGCGAAGAACUACAUGUCACAAAUAUAGAAAUAUGGCAAGAUUUCGAACUAGCUGAUGAUGUUCAAAAUUGGCAAGUUUUGAAACAUGAAAAUAACAUUUAUUUUGGCGGAACUAAAAGAGGAAGUUUGCUAUUGUAUCAUUUUGAUGUUAAAGCAAAGCACAUUUCACUUCACGCUAAUAUAUCUACAAAUGAAACAAUAAAAGCAUUUAAGAUUAUAAGUUUAUCGCAGAAAGUUGAUGAAUCUUUAGAGAGUAACGUGAUCGUCGUUCUAUCCGUAGAAAACAAAAAUCAGGUAUAUUAUUUAGAAUGGUUUUAUCUUCACGAUAAUCGUUUUUUUCAAUUUUGGACUUGGAAAAUAGAAAAAUCAAUAAAAAUUUUGGAAUAUUUCUACAUUAACGGCCGAGAUAAGUUAUUGCUGCUCUAUGAAAAUGAUGUAUUGUUCAACGAACGGUUUUCAGCAGUUGAAAUAUAUGACAUUAAAAUCAACAGGCACCUAUCUAAAUUUCAAUUGUGUGAUCGAUUUUUGGUAACAGACACUUUUGAUCUUCAACUAUGCCCUCCAAAGGAAGACUCAGUAAUGAUUUCUUUAUUAGGCAAGAAUCAUGUCAAACUCUAUGAAUAUAAAGAUCAGAAUAUAAUAAAGUGUACAUUCAAAGAGAUUAAAAGUAUUACUUUGAGUGGAUUAACCAAUGCAGUUUGUUUCCAAAGUGGUUAUAUAAACUAUUUGGCUACAUCUGGCUUGACAUCAAAUUUUUUUAAUUUAUUAAAGAAAAACAAUUUUCAUAAUGACGAAGAAAUGGAAGAUAUUUUCCAUGGAAUCGGAGAUAUAAAAUCGAUUCAAUAUUUACCUGUAAAUACUUACAGAAAUGAAGUUCUCUUACUCAUUCAAUUAAAAAAUUCAACAACUGUAGCAUUAAGUUGGAAUGGAUCGAACUUUAAACGAAUUGCUGUGACUGAUAAGAAACUAAACAAAUUUGAUUUAUCUAGAUUAACCGCUAUACCUAAUUAUGGCUUCUUGAUCGGCAAUUCUCUAAUAAAAAUUGAUGUACAAUUGAAACAAUUAUCGAAAUCUAAUAAAAAUAUAAUGAAAAAUAUGUUGGAAACUAAGACUGUACUUCAGGGUCUUCUAGAUAAUCAAGAACAAAUCAUAGUUAAAACUGAUCGACUAAUAAAACAAAGUACUAUGACCGAUUCGGAAUUAAACAAUUUCAUAAAUUCUUCGUAUAUCGAAAUUAAUGAGCUUCAUGCUAACAAAACUGACGAUUCGCUGAUAACUUUUGGAUCACAUAAUAUAAGCCUCAAUGAAAUGCAGCACAAUUAUGAAGAUGCAAUGAUGCGAAUUAAUAGAAUUGAGAUGCAAUUCAACAAAAUAGAGGACAUUAUGAUUAUAGCAGCCCUUAAUUUACAAAAAAAUAGAGAUUAUCAUGAAGUUAACUUUGAAGGAAAUCUUAGAAUAAAGGGAAAACUUGUAGUGAAUAAUUUUACGAUUGAAGGUUUGAAUAAUAGUUCGUUAAAGUCUUUACUUAAUCAAUGUGCAAAGAAUAAUUUAAAAAUUAUGGGACAGAAGCGGUUUCCAUCUAUUGAAUUCGCGAACAAUAACUUUAAAUUGAGAUAUUUAAAUGGGAUUCCUUUGAGUAACAUACAAUUCGACGAAUUGAAUAAAGAUUAUAGUGAUAUUGAUUUGUCAAACGUUUCAAAAUUAGCAUUAAUAAAAAAUUUAAACGUAUCAGUAAUUCGGGGUACACACUGGAAUAAUUUAACAGAAAAAGUAGUUUUUAGAAAUGCAAAAAAAGUUAUACCAGAAUCUACUAUAUUGAUAGGACAAAUGGAUGUUGGCCAUAUUCGCUUGGACUAUUUAAAUGAAUUAAAGUAUCCAUAUAAUUAUGUAUUAAAAAGUGAUCCAGAGGAAGCUGAUAUUACCAGUGAUAAAACCUUUCAGUCUAUUAGAGUUACCAAUUUGCAAGAUGUAAAAACUAUUAAUGGGAUUGAUGCUGAUGAGUUUAUAAUUCUUCAUGCCGAUCAGAGUUUGAAAAAUCAAAUUACAUUUGAAAAUGUAGUAAUUGACAAAAGACUUCAGUUCGAUGGAAGUAUUGUAGGAAUACCAGAGCAAGACAUUGAUCCAGAUAUGACAUUGCUCAAUAGCAACAUUGUUCAAUCGAAUGCAAUGUUUACGAAUUUAUACAUUUCCGGAAAUGUAUAUGUUAAAAAUUCUAUUAAUGGUACAGGUUGGUUAAAAUUAAACGAUUUGAUACUAGACGGUGAAGAUGAUGUUUUGAUUACGGGAACAAAAACCUUUUUAGAAAAUGUUCAUAUAGUCGGUAAUCUUGAAAUUAAAACUGGUAUCAUAAAUAAUCAUAGUGUUCGAGACUUCAUGACUUUAGAUACGCGACAAAUACUGCGUAAUUUGUCAUCAAUUUCAGGGAACGUUAAAUUUAUUAACGUAGCCUACGAAGAAUUAAAAAAUCUAGAGGACAAAAUGAAUUCUAAUUUAAAUGAUAAACUUUUUUCUACGUGCAUAAGUAAACAUCUAAUCUUUAUAGUGCCACCAAUUAUUGAUGAAUUUUCUUCUUUGUACAUCAAUGAAAAUCUUAAUGGGUCAGAGUUUUCAAAUAAAAUUGAAUCGCUUCUAGAAAAUUCAUUUUUCGAACACCUUAAAGUAAAAAAGUUAGUUGUAGAAAAUAUUAAAACUGCUGUAGUAAAUAGCGCAAACUUCCGCAAUUUCGAAGCUCAUAAAAUAUCAAAAACUAGAUAUCAAAGUCUGUCUGGAAACAUUACUAUCGAAAAUCUGGUCGUUGAGAACCUUUAUACUGAAUUAGUUAAUGGCAGAUCAGCCAGUGAUUUAGAAAAUAUGAUACGCAGAAUUAAUUUAGUUUACAAUGAUAUUUUUAAUGGAAACAUGUCAAUACAUUCAGUCAAUGUAACUAAGUUUAUUGUCACUUCAAAGAUUAACGAAGAAGACCUAAAUGAUGUUCUUGACGUAAAUUUUAUUGAGCAAUUUAUAUUCAAAACCAAUCAGACUAUAAAAAAUCUAAUUGUAGAGGGUUUAGUUAAUAAAAUAAAUAUUACUAGAAAAGCAAAUGAUUUGGUCUUAUACACGCAAGAUGAUGUUAUCCUCAAGGGGCCAAAAAAGAUGAAAAAAUUAAAAAGCAGCAAUCUAACGGUAGACUUUGUGAAUGGCCAUUCAAUCAAAUAUGUGAUGAGUUCAAAAGAAAAUCAAUUUCUUGUUGGCCCGGUCAAGAUUACAGGUUCGGUAACUGUCGAAAAAGUAUUUGAAUCUAACAGUAAAUGUAAUGGCAUAGUCUUUCAAGACAUCAGUAAUACUGUUCAUCAAUUAGAUGAAAAGUUGUUUAAACUUAAUGGAGAAUUUAUUAUCGUUAAUGAAUCCCUAGUAAAAGAUUUAAAUGUGUAUGGUUACACCCAACAAAAAAGCAUGGAUAAUUUUGUAGAAAAUCUUAUUUUUCUCAACGAAAAUAUAAUUUCAGUUUCUGGAAAAAAAAUAUUCAGUUAUUCAGUUAAUUUUGUUACUGAAAUUUUUUUGAGAAAAAAUCUAAAUAAGAUAAAUCUUGAAAAAUUUUUCCAGACUACACUAUUAAACGAUAUUCCAAUAUUUUUGAAUUCAAGAAUUAUGUUUAAUAGUGAUAUUUUAGUUGGAGCAGAUAUAGUUAUUCAAAAUAAUUUACAAGCUACCGCAAUAAAAGGGAUAAAUAUUGAGGAAUUGAUGGAAAACGCAGUUUAUCUGAAUCGACCAACAUUUAUUCCUGAAGCUACGGGUUUAUUUAAUGUGAUAUUUCAAUCUGAUAUCACAGUUGAUACAUGGAACAAUACAGGAAUAAACAGUUUUCUUUUGUUAAAUAAAGAAGAAGUUAUAAGAAAUACUCUCAUGUGCGUAGACAUUACAGCUGACAAACUAGAAGUAGAUGGAUUCAUUAAUAGCAAAAAUUUGGCAGAAAUCUAUGAAAACACUUUAACGUUGUCAACAAACCAAAACAUUAUAGGUACUGUAACGUUUUUAAAUAAUAUUUACAUUAAGGAUAACUUUGAUGCGCAAUUAAUUAAUAAAAUAGAUAUGAACAAAAUAACAUCGUUAAAAUACGCCGAUCAAAUCAAUGGUAAUUUUGUGUUUCACAAUCGAAUCUUAUUUAAUAACAAAUUGCGUGUGUACGGAAAUUUAAAUGGCCAUAAUAUGCAAAACUGGCAAUCGUCAGUCGUUACAAUUUAUUCUCCAAGGACAGUAUUGAUCACGGGUAAUUGGAUGAUGCAGAAUCCUGUACUUGAAAAAAGUUUAUAUGGAUCAGGAUUAAUUAAUGGAAUGCAUAUAACCAAACUCAGAGAAAAUGUAGUAAACCAUACGAGUGAAAUGCAGUCUUAUGCUUUAAAGCAAACGGGAAAAUCGAGUACUAUUUGUCAAGAGUUGCAACGACUAAAAAGUAAAGCAGAAAAUAUGUUAUAUAAAUUCAAAUCUUUUGAAUACCUUAGAGUCUUAGAUUUUGACCAAACAAUUUCAAGUGUUCAUCAUUUUGAAUUACGAAAUACAGAUUAUAUGAUGGUUAAUUUUGAAUCAUGUAAUUUAGAUGUAUUUGCAUAUACAAACAAAGGAUUUGUAUUAGCUGCAAAUAUUUCAAAUUUUGGUUAUGUUAAACAAUUCAUUACUCUUCAUUAUAAAGAUCAUGUAUACUUUGUUACUUUUGGCAAAUCAGAUUGUGGAAGAAACUCAGGGAAUCUGUGGAGUCUUGAAAAUGAUCAAUUUAAAUAUGUUCUAGAUUUAGGGAACGUGACAGAUAUACAAAAGUUAGAUAACGAUGCUUUUGUUGUAGUCGUUAAUGACGAAGUUCAAGAGUAUUUGAUUGAAAAUAUUUACGAAAAUUCAUUCAAACCCGUAAAUGUAAUUCCUAUAAAAGCAAAGGACGUGCAAAUUUUUACUAACGCAAACGAGACAUUAUUAGCCAGUCAUGAUACAAUAUUUCGUUUACGUUCAGAGGUUCUAGAAUUUGAAGAGUACGAAAACCCUUUUGAUACAAACAAAAUAUUGCCUUUCCAAGCUGGCAUUUCUCAAAAAGAUUACAUACUUUUUUUCGAUGAACGGAUAAGUAAAGAUUAUAUAUAUCUCUGCAACAAUGAUCUAUCUCAACGCAAAGUUUUACAAACAAUUAAAACCUGCAAGCCAAACUCUUUUUUGGUCGUGAAUUUUCAUGGGUAUAAGGAAAGUCUCCUUAUCUAUUUAGAAAAUAAAAGAAAAAUAAAAAUUUACGAGUAUAAAGGAAUUGAAGAAUUCAAAUAUCACUCAAGUAUAAAAAUGAAGUCUGAUAAGCUAUUUAGCUUUCAACUAAAAACACAUCCAUACAACGUAAAAAGCCAAUGCUUGAUUGUUAUUCAAGAUUAUAAAUUAGUUAUUUUAAAAGCAGUAAUGUUUGGCGAAAAAUUAAGUAUGAAUGAAAAACUGCAGUGUAACGUUGCCUAAUAUAUCUAUGUUUUGUAAAUGUUAAAUAUUUACAUAUAUUUAUUGAUUACUGUUACUUGUUAAUUAUUGUUAUGCAUAUAAAAUAAAUAAAUUUAUUGAUACGAUCAUACAAUAA
Molecule: messenger RNA, 5841 nt
Organism: Nasonia vitripennis (jewel wasp)
Lineage: Eukaryota; Metazoa; Arthropoda; Insecta; Hymenoptera; Pteromalidae
Gene: fs(1)N
Product: nasrat
Exons: 16
Coding region: 57-5726 (1889 amino acids)
Cellular component (GO): cell surface
Molecular function (GO): heparin binding
Source: RefSeq, a predicted model, not a curated record